GCAUACAUAAGGUAUUGAUCUCGGCGAUUUCACCAAGGCCAAAUUCGUGAAUCGUUGUCGUCACCUCUGCCGACGUUUCAAUGCAUCGAUAACGAAAUAUUGACGCUAACACAAGACACUCCAUACGCGUCUCACCCACUUUAACACGUACAGCGCCCACGCGCACCCACGUCACGUAACGUAGGUACCUGCAGCAGUCACUGCUGCGCCAUGGGUCAGCCGUUGUACUUGUCGCUGUUGGCCACUACAGUCUGCCUGGCCACUUUGUUGGCCACAUGUCCCGUGUCGACCGCAGGUUGGCCGGUUGACAGCAGUUUUUACGACGAGAUCAAGCGCGUAGUGUACGGUAGUGAUGGCGAUAACGUCGACGAAUCUGGGGCAACUGCAGUCACUGAAUCAUCGCCACUACCGCCACUUUCGUUGCCAUCGUCAUCACAGACACAGGACAUAAACAGGCCCGUAGAGGUAGAAGGAUGGCCAAGAAGUCCGAUACCUCGUCUAGGACAAGUGAGUGGUGUGGCAAUAAACACGGUCGGACAGCCUGUGAUUUUUCAUCGGGGAAGCCGUGUCUGGGACGAGAACUCGUUCAACGAAACAUACCACUACCAACAUGUAGAGGAAGGUCCCAUUUUAACAAACGCCAUUGUCACUCUGAGUCCGAAAACUGGUGAGGUUUUAUCCAGCUGGGGAGCAGGUUUCUUCUACAUGCCUCACGGCAUCACAAUAGAUCAUCAAGGGAACGUAUGGGUCACAGAUGUGGCUAUGCAUCAAGUGUUUAAGUUUUCGCCCGGAGCGCCCAGAGCGUCAUUAACCUUUGGCAAGAGAUUCGAGAACGGCAAAGGAUACAGGACAUUGUGUCAACCUACUUCUGUGGCCAUUGCUUCGACCGGUGACAUUUUCAUUGCAGACGGAUACUGCAACUCUAGAGUUUUAAAGUUUUCUAGCAGAGGAGAGUUGCUACGAGUUUUUCCACACGCCAACGAAUUCUUAAGCCUUCAAGUACCACACAGUUUGGCGUUACUUGAACAACAUGACCUCAUCUGUAUUGCUGACCGCGAAGAUAUGAGAGUCGUGUGCAGGGGCGCCGAACUUUCGUCUGAAAGCAAAGAACAGGCUCCGUUGACGAUUCAACAACCAGAUUUGGGACGGGUGUUCGCGAUAACCAAUCACGGCGACCUGAUUUACGCCGUAAACGGACCUACGUCACCUCUGAUACCGGUACGAGGAUUUACCAUAAACCCUAUGACCGAGAACAUUGUUGAUCACUGGACACUAUCGAAAAAUGCAGCUAUCAAAGUGCCUCAUGACAUAGCAAUUUCGAAAGACGGAUCGUCGUUGUACGUAGCUUCUAUUAAUCCAAACCGCAUAGUGAAAUACACGAUGCAAUCAGUUACUCCAUUGAAAUCCGAAUAAUUCUCAACAACUCAAGAUAUUCUACACAUAAAACUACACAAUAACAAUUUAUUUUAUUCCAUAGAAUUAGGACACAAUAUAUUCAUUAUUCGAUUAUUUUUUAAUCAAUGUAUAUUGAAUGAUCCAUUAAAUUAACGAUUGAACAAUAAUUAAUUUAAUAAAAUUAAGUAUAUUGUUACAAGUAGACAGUAGAAUAUAUUUUCCUAAAUUCUGUUCGGUUUACUUUUAAUAAAUAUAUAACAUACAAAAUAGGUAAACAAUACAUAGUAUGUGAUUACGCGAGUAUGGAAGUAUAUCAUGUACCUAAGUACCAUUAGUACCAAUUACUUAUAAUGAUAUACUAAAUAGGUUGGGGAUAAAACUAUAUUUUAAUGCCAAUAUUAUUAUGCUGCAGCUUGCAGUCAUGCGUGACUUUUGAAUGUUGUCAGUCGCCUAGCUGCUUUCGUAUUUCAUAUCUAUCAAAAUUUAAUAAUUUAUAAAGUAAAUAUAAUAAAGUACAAAACUCUACCUACCAAUAUGACUAUACAAAUACGUACCUAUUAUAUUAAAUAGUGUUGUUUAAUAUUUAUUCUUUAAAGCAUUAUACAUAAGUAAAUAUGAACAGUGGUGUAGCCAGGUGUUGACCCCCCCUCCCAAUGAUUUCUAUUUAAUUAUUUUUAUUAUUUACCUAGUAAAUUAGCGAUCGAAUGACCUUUUUUUUUUUUUUGACCCACUAGAUUUUUGAUUUUCUAAAAAGUGGCCCUGGAGUAAUUUUGAAUUGUCCGUCCCUGGUAUAUAGCUAAAUCGUAACCCCCCCCCCCCCCCCUC
Melanaphis sacchari is the source of this 2220-nucleotide messenger RNA. RefSeq names its product peptidyl-alpha-hydroxyglycine alpha-amidating lyase 2-like. Bases 211 to 1413 code for a protein of 400 amino acids. The record is from RefSeq and is a predicted model, not a curated record. Gene Ontology annotation, biological process: peptide metabolic process. The transcript has 7 exons. Gene Ontology annotation, molecular function: protein binding; catalytic activity. Lineage: Eukaryota; Metazoa; Arthropoda; Insecta; Hemiptera; Aphididae. Gene Ontology annotation, cellular component: extracellular region; membrane.